This is a messenger RNA of Gasterosteus aculeatus aculeatus (three-spined stickleback), 4045 nucleotides long. RefSeq names its product ATP binding cassette subfamily B member 6 (LAN blood group) a (gene abcb6a). The record is from RefSeq and is a predicted model, not a curated record. Gene Ontology annotation, biological process: transmembrane transport; heme transport. NCBI's taxonomy places the organism in Eukaryota, Metazoa, Chordata, Actinopteri, Perciformes, Gasterosteidae. Gene Ontology annotation, cellular component: vacuolar membrane. Gene Ontology annotation, molecular function: ATP hydrolysis activity; ATP binding; ABC-type heme transporter activity.
GCGCCGCGUGCCCUCACAGACCAAAGCAAUCGAACGCUGUUGCGUAAAGCGUCAAUCGCCGAGUCACGGAUUGGAGCCACUUGAACCAACAUGCACGUAACGAGGACAACUUGGUGGUAGCGAUGACAGACGCGCGGCUGUGCAUCGCCUGAGCGCUGCUCCGCCACGUUUUAAACUGCCGUUUGUUUUCAAGUCGCGUAAAGCCGACCGAGCUAGCUCACCGCUAAUCUGUGUGACUUGCUAGCUUCUCUGGAGUAACCUCUGUUUAUGACGAGUGCGUCGUCCAGAAGACCGAAGUUGACGUAAACCUUUUCCGCCCGCCAAAUACGUUUCAGCCAUGGUGUUCAUUCAGGGUUACUGCGAAACCAAUUCCUCCAUCUCUCGCACCUGGGUGGACGAGGGCAUCUCCCCGUGCUUCUACUUCACCCUGGUCCCCUCCAUCCUGCUCACCAUGGCCUUCUUCCUGGGCACCGUCCACUGCGUCUUCUACCAGAAAUAUGGCACGGCGAUGGAGCCCAAGUUCAUCCCGCGCUCCCGCCUCUACGGCUUCCAGCUGGCCCUCUCCGUCCUCCUGAUCUUCCAGUUUGCGGGCGGGGCGGUGUGGCGGGCCGCCAGCGGGGGAGAGCUCCCGGGAUACGCGGUGCUGUACGGCUGCUUCUCCGCGCUGGCCUGGGGCUGGUCCGUAGCCCUGCUGAGGGUGGAGAGACGGAGGGCCCUGCUGAUGUCCCGGACGAGGGGCCACAGCGCGGCCCUGCUGCUGUUCUGGGCCGUGGCGUUCUCGGCGGAGAACUUGGCCUUCGUCUCUUGGUUCAGUCCGCACUGGUGGUGGGGCCUGGAGAACGCUGAGCAGCAGGUUCAGUUCUUCCUGUGGCUGAUGCGCUACACAGGCACCGGGCUGCUCUUCUUCAUCGGUCUCAAAGCUCCGGGGUUGCCACGGAAACCGUACAUGCUCCUGAUUAACGAAGACGAGCGGGACGUAGAGGGCAGCGGACGGGGCCUUUUGGGCGGACCAGAAGAGAACCAAUCCACCUGGCUGGGUUUCAGGAAGAAGGUCCGCGUGCUUCUUCCCUACAUGUGGCCCCGGGGGAACACCUUCCUCCAGCUUCUGGUCGUCUUCUGUUUGACGCUGCUGGGAAUCGAGAGGGUCGUCAACGUCUUUGUGCCCAUCUACUACAAGAAUAUCGUGAACAAGCUGACCGACGGCAGCAGCUGGCGCUCUCUGGCCACCACCGUGUGCCUUUAUGUCCUGCUCAAGUUCCUGCAGGGCGGCGGUGCAGGCGCGUCGGGUUUCAUCAGUAACCUGCGCUCCUUCCUGUGGAUCCGGGUGCAGCAGUUCACCAACCGCGUGGUGCAGGUGCGCCUGUUCAGCCACCUGCACUCGCUCUCGCUGCGCUGGCACCUGGGGCGCAAGACCGGCGACGUGCUGAGGAGCAUCGACCGCGGCACCACGUCCAUCAACAGCCUGCUCAGCUACAUCGUGUUCAGCAUCAUCCCCACCAUGGCCGACAUUGUCAUUUCCAUCAUCUACUUCAUCACCAAUUUCAACGCCUGGUUCGGCCUCAUAGUUUUUGUCUGCAUGGGCCUGUACCUCACUCUGACCAUCAUCAUCACGGAGUGGAGAACCAAGUACAGACGAGACAUGAAUCAGAAGGACAACAAUGCCAAGACUAAGGCGGUGGACUCCUUGUUGAACUUUGAGACGGUGAAAUACUACAAUGCAGAGAACUACGAGGUCGGGCGUUUCGAGGACGCCAUCUUGAAAUACCAGGUGUCGGAGUGGAAGGCCCAGGCGUCCCUGGCCUUCCUCAACCAGACACAGAACGUCAUCAUCGGUGGGGGCCUGCUGGCCGGCUCCCUGCUCUGUGCUUACUUUGUGACGGAAGGAAAGUUUCAGGUUGGAGAUUUUGUUCUUUUUGGUUCCUACAUCAUCCAGUUGUACACCCCCCUCAACUGGUUUGGUACCUACUACAGAAUGAUCCAGAAUUCUUUCAUCGACAUGGAGAGCAUGUUCAAGCUUUUCGAAGAGGACGAAGAGGUCAAAGAUGAAGUAAAUGCAGGGAGUCUUCAGUACAAAAAGGGAAUGGUGGAGUUCAAGAAUGUCUACUUCAACUACGUCGACGGCAAGCAGAUUCUCAAGGAUGUCUCCUUCACUGUCCUUCCAGGACAGACCUGUGCCGUGGUGGGACCAUCGGGCUCUGGGAAGAGCACCAUCAUGAGACUCCUCUUUCGUUUCUAUGACGUUCAGGGAGGCUGCAUCAACAUCGACGGGCAAGAUAUAGCAAAAGUGACGCAGAGAUCUCUGCGCGCACACAUCGGCGUGGUCCCCCAAGACACGGUGCUUUUCAACGAUACCAUCCGGGACAACAUCCGCUACGGCCGCGUCUCCGCAUGCGACCAUGAGGUGGAGGAGGCUGCCCUGGCCGCCGACAUACACGAUAAAAUCAUGACCUUCCCCGAAGGUUACGAUACGCAGGUGGGCGAAAGAGGCCUGAAGCUGAGUGGAGGCGAAAAGCAACGGGUGGCCAUCGCCAGAACCAUCCUCAAAGCGCCACAGAUCGUCCUGCUGGAUGAGGCCACCUCUGCACUGGACACGCAGACUGAACGCAACAUCCAGACCUCGCUGGCCAAAGUCUGCAUCAACCGUACGACAGUCGUCGUGGCUCACAGGUUGUCCACCAUAAUCGGAGCUGACCAGAUUCUGGUGAUCAGCGACGGCCGCAUCGCCGAGCGAGGACGACACGAGGAGUUGCUGCUCAAGGGGGGCUUGUACUCCGACAUGUGGAUGAGGCAGCAGCAGGCCCAGGACACCGAUUCGUCGUCGGACACAGAAGCCAAAGACCUCACGUCUGAAAAACUGCAGCCGCCAUCGACCUCCUCCGGCCACUGAAUGUAUUUAUUAGUGUUUUGUUAGGGGUAGUUUUAUUUUGUUCUUUACUGAAACUGAAUGUUUGGUUCAAACCUUCAAUACCAAGGCUAAAUAGGGAAUGAAUUAUUUAAUUUUGCUCCAUACUUCUGGGUUUACUUUUUUAUUUAUAAUGUUGUAAUUCAUGAAUCCGUCCUGCCAGCUUUUUAAUAUUGCCUUUUUCUUUUUCGUAUGCAGCAUUGGUGGUUUAGUUUUUGCUGUCGCCAGAAAAUGAAAGAGGCAUUCACUUUAUAUUCUAUGGCCUGUUAUUCAAAAGUAUAAAGGGAAGACUAGCUAGAGGUAGGGGAAUAAAAACACUCAGGAGGCUCAUGGCUCAGUUGUCCACUACAUUAUGUCAUAUGAAAGACAAGUCAUUCUUUGGUAUACAAAAUGUCAGGGAUUUCUUUUGCUGCAUUUAAGUUUUUACAUUUUUGGUAGACGUUAUGAAAAUACUUUUUCUAGUGUAAGUGUCUGUAUAACUGUGAUUGCUAAGGUAAAGCUGGUGUUCCUUUUCUGAUCAUCGUAUUCACUAAAUCGUUGGCAGGGUUUAAUGGAUACACAACAAUUAAAGGUCAGAAUUGAUGUGAAUUAUUUAAAAAAAUGUUUUUGGAUUUGUUCAUUCCCACACAUGUUGGUACAUGGAUGUCAUGGAGGCACGUUACCAGUUCGAUCUGCUUUUGCUGCUUUGGAAGUGAAAUAAUCCAUCCGGAAGAAAAUGUACCUUCAAACUAAUAACACACAACGUUAUUCUCAAUGAAUGUAAUAUAUCUGUAUUUUAUAUUUACAUUCAUAUACACAAGAAUUUGCAAUCAAUUGAUGUUUUGUAUUUGCAUUACAAAGCUUUAUAUAUAUUACUUUAUAUUAUACAUAUAUAUUUAUAUUUGAAUUGCAUGUUUUACUGUAUAAUCAAAACACUGCAGGCAUUUCCCAGUGAUAUUUUAAUUUAAGUCAAGUUUAAGUUACUCAUUUUUAGAGUAAGGAGUCUAGUAUGUACAAUUUAACUGUUAACUUCUCUGAGUUGGGCAUUCUUGUAAUGACCUUGCAAGAAGAAGUUGUACAAUCUGAGGUAAACAGAUGUAUCUCCACAGAAACAGGAGAAACUUUUUACCCCCAAAAGCUGCAAAUAAAAGUGAUGGAUAAAGA